Molecule: messenger RNA, 2619 nt
Organism: Microtus oregoni (creeping vole)
Lineage: Eukaryota; Metazoa; Chordata; Mammalia; Rodentia; Cricetidae
Product: pregnancy-specific glycoprotein 22-like
Exons: 9
Coding region: 1-2619 (872 amino acids)
Biological process (GO): T cell activation
Cellular component (GO): external side of plasma membrane
Source: RefSeq, a predicted model, not a curated record
AUGGAGGUGUCCUCUGUUCUUCUCUGCAAUGGGUGUACCUCAUGGCAGGGGCUUCUGCUCACAGCCUCCCUUUUAACAUGCUGGCACCUGCCCACAGCCAUCAAAGUCAGAAUUGAAUCUGUCCCACCUCAAGUGGUUGAAGGAGAAAAUGUCCUUCUUCUUGUCAAUGGUCUGCCAAAGAGUUCUAAAGCUUUAGUCUGGUCCAAAAGUGUGGAAAAUAUGGACUAUGGAAUUGGAACAUAUUUCCUGGACAAAAAUUUAAGUGUACCAGGGACCUUUAACAGUGGUAGACAGACAGUAUAUAGCAAUGGAUCCCUACUGUUGAGAAACGUCACCAAGAAGGAUACAGGAUUCUAUAUCCUACGAAUCUUAAAUAGACAUGUAUUUAUUGUGUCAACAGCAACCAUGUACCUUCAUGUCCACACCAUCUUUUGGACUUGUGGGCGCCAUGUCACCUCUGCCCAACCUACUAUUGAAUCAGUACCACCUUGCAUUACUGAAGGGGGAAGUGUUCUUCUACUUGUUCACAAUCCACCAGAGAAUAUUAAAGCCCUUGCCUGGUUCAAAUGGAUGACUGCGUCCAAGAAACUUGAGGUUGCCCGAUAUAUACCAGGCAGGAAAGCAACUGUGUGGGGGCCUGCAUACAGUGGCAGAGAGAUGUUGCACAGUGAUGGAUCCCUGCUGCUUCAUGGUGUCACUCAGAAAGACCCUGGACUGUACACUCUAGCUAUUCUGAGAACAGAUUUGAGAAGUGAAGAAGCACAGAUACAACUCCAGGUCCACACUUCUCAUUCUCAGUUCUGCAACCCUUUCACUUCUUCCCAACUCAGGAUCCAACCGGUGCCUCGCUAUGCAGCUGAAGGGGAAGGCAUAGUUCUCCAAGUUCAUAAUCUUCCAGAAAAUCUGAAAGCCUUUUCCUGGCAUAAAUCAAAGUAUAGAAACCCGGUCCGUAAAGUUGUAGAAUACUGGAGAGCCACGAAUUCCAUCAUCUGGGGGCCUGAAGCCAGAAGAAGAGAUAUAGUGUACAAUAAUGGAUCCCUGAUGCUCCAGGAUCUCACUGAGAAAGAUGCCGGAAUCUACACACUAGCAGUUUUAAACAAAGAUUCCAAAAUUGAAAAAACAUACGUGGAAUUUUAUGUAAAGAAGUCUGUGACACAGCCCUUUGUGCAUAUCAGUGACAGAACAGUCACAGGAGGUACAUCUGUGAUCUUCACUUGCAUUUCACCCGACACUGAUGUCUCCAUCCGUUGGAUCUUCAAUAACAAGAUCUCCCUUUUAAGCUCCUGGCAUCUGUCCACAAAUGCCCAUAUGACUAUUGAAAAAGUGCCAGCCCUAGCUGCUGAAGGAGAUGACAUCUUUUUCCAUGUCAAUGAUCUGCCAGAGAAUACUACAACCAUAGCCUGGUUCAAAGGUCUAAGAAAUACAACACAAGGAAUUGGAGCAAUUGCACCGCUCUUAAAUUUGAGUAGGCCAGGUCCUAUGUACAGUGGUAGAGAGACAAUAUAUCGCAAUGGAUCCCUGCUGAUAAAAAAUGUCAACCCGACGGACACCGGAUUCUAUACUCUACGAACUUAUAAUAGUCAUGGAACUAGGACAUCAAUAACAUCCGAGUACCUCAAAGUGCACGCUUUCGUUUGGAAGUGUGGGCGCCUUGGUACCUCUUCACAGUUCACCAUUGAAUCAGUGCCACCCAGCGUUGUUGAAGGGAGAAAUGUUCUUCUACUUGUUCGUAAUCCCCCAGAAAAUAUUGUAGAGUUUGUCUGGUUCAAAGGAGUGGUUGACUUCAAGAACAUUUUGGGUAUCCGAAAUAUAGCAGACAGGAAACCAACUGUAUGGGGACCUGCAUACAGUGGUAGGGAGAGGCUGUACAGUGAUGGAUCCCUGCUGCUUCAUGGUGUCAGUCAGAAAGACCGUGGAUUGUACACACUACGAAUCCUGAGAGCAGAUACAGGAAACGAAGAGGCACUUGUGCAACUCCAGGUGGAGACUUACCUUUCUGUGUCCUGUAAUCCUCUCACUUCUUCCCAACUCAUGAUCCAGCCAUUGCCUCAGUAUCCUGCUGAAGGUGAAAGCAUAUUUCUUCAAGUUCAUAAUCUUCCAGAAGACGCGAAUGCCUUUUUCUGGUACAAAUCAAAGAAUAGGACGCCAGUCCUUAGAAUUGUAGAAUAUGUCAGAACCAUGCAUUCUGUCACUUGGGGACUUGCACACAAAAGAAGAGGAAUGGUGUACUUUAAUGGAUCUCUGGUGCUCCACAAUGUCACUGAGAAAGAUGCAGGAAUGUACACACUAGAAGUUUUAAACAAAAAUUUCGAUAUUCAAAAAGCAUAUGUGGAAUUUUCUUUAAAGAAGAAUGUGACACAGCCCUUUGUGCAAAUCACCAACACCACAGUCGCAGAACGUAGAUCUUUGAUCUUCACUUGCAUUUCACCCGACACCGAUGUCUCCAUCCGUUGGAUCUUCAAUAAGGAGAAUCUGCAGCUCACAGAGAAGAUGACUCUGUCCCCAACAAAGUGUGGACUCAGAAUAGAUCCUGUCAGUAGCACGGAUGCUGGAGAGUAUCAGUGUGAGGUCUCCAACCGAUUCAGUUCGAAGACCAGUCUCCCAGUCUCCUGGCCGUGA